AUGGAUGCCCCUGACCCUAUACCUAAGGCUGAACAGCCAGCACCUCAUUUACAACUGGAGGACCGAGGAGCCCCAGUCAAUAAAGACCUCAUGGUCAACAUCCGGGCCUUCUUCUGGACUGAUCUGGAGGUGGCCCAGGUGGAGGUGAUAGCGAUUACCGAAGACAUCUCCUCUCUCUCGCAAUGCCUGGCUGGUACAGCAGAACAGGUCCAACAUUUACAGACCUCACACAUGGCCAUGCACGUGAUGGAUACACACUAG
Pelobates cultripes (western spadefoot toad) is the source of this 261-nucleotide messenger RNA. The record is from the annotation of a GenBank genome assembly. NCBI's taxonomy places the organism in Eukaryota, Metazoa, Chordata, Amphibia, Anura, Pelobatidae.